AUGACCGAGUCUAGUCAAGACCCCGAAAAGCAGACGGUGGAACUUCAACUGGAAACAAGGCGGGGUCUCCAAUCUUCCACGGAUGGUGUAAAACAGGAUAAAGUCAUAGACAAUAACUAUGCCACCGGAGUGAAGGUGCUUAUGCUCAUAUCGGCUGUCACGCUGAUGACAUUUCUCACUUUGUUAGAUCAGUCAAUUAUUGCGACUGCCAUUCCUCAAAUUACAAGUCAAUUCCAUUCGCUCCCCGACCUGGGAUGGUACGGCAGUGCAUAUCAGUUGGCCUGUGCUUCAUUACAACCCCUAUCUGGAAAACUCUAUGCAUCUUUUCCCUCAAAGUGGAUGUACCUUUCCUGUGUGGCCAUAUUUGAGCUAGGUUCUCUGCUGUGUGGAAUUGCCAACUCUUCCAAGAUGCUCAUUGUUGGACGAGCAGUGGCUGGCAUGGGAGCUUCAGGCUUGAACAACGGAGCUUUGUCUAUUCUGGCAAAUUCUACUCCGCUGGAAAAAAGGCCAAUGCACAUGGGGAUCAUGAUGGGCAUCGCCCAGAUGGGCCUUGUCAUUGGGCCUUUGCUCGGAGGAGCGUUCACAGAACAUGUCACAUGGAGAUUGUGUUUCUACAUAAACCUCCCUAUCGGCGCUGUUGUCGCUGGCUUUCUACUCUUUCUGAACAUCCCCGAGCCGGUAGUCAAAACAUCCCUGCUUUCUGUUCUUGCCACAUUGCCAUCCAAGCUUGACCUCGUUGGAUUUGCGCUCCUGGCACCCUCCGCAAUCCAAUUACUUCUGGCACUGGAGUACGGCGGUAACGAAUAUGCCUGGAACAGCUCCAUGAUCAUCGGACUCUUCUGUGGAGCUGGUGUGACCUUUCUGAUCUUCCUUUACUGGGAAAGCCGCCAGGGUGGCCAAGCAAUGACCCCUCUACCUAUGCUUCGACAGCGGAUUGUCUGGACGAGUUGUGUAAAUCAGACGUCGCUCAUAGGCAUGACACUAUGCACCUCCUAUUUCUUGCCGAUGUACUUCCAAGCUGUGAAGGGAGUAUCACCUACAUUGAGUGGAGUCGACCUCCUGCCCACCGUUCUAAGCCAGCUAGUAGGAACGGUAAUCUGCGGAGCACUGGCUUCUAGUGUAAUCACCGCCAUUGGGAACGGACUCAUCUCGACGUUCACCCCAUCCACCUCGACAGGCAAAUGGAUCGGUUAUCAGAUCCUAAUUGGGACCGGCCGCGGUCUUGGGUUUCAAGUGCCCAUCGUCGCCGUUCAAAACACCCUGUCACCCGCGCAAAUCCCCGUUGCCAUGGCUCUUCUCAUGUUCUGUCAGACUCUCGGUGGUGCUGUGUUCCUAGUGAUCGCCAAUGUGAUCUUCUCCGCCAGUCUUCGAACGGAGAUCCCCUGGUAUGCACCAGGAAUCGAUCCUGAGACGGUCAUUGGAGCCGGGGCUUCUUCUGUGCGAGAUGUAGUAACAUCGACAACGGCAUUAGCAGGGACAUUGACGGCUUAUGCCACAAGUGUGGGCCGUGUGUUCUAUCUUGCGGUGGGACUUUCAGGGAUUGGACUUGCAUCUGCAUGGGGAAUGGGAUGGAAGGAUAUUCGGAAAAAGGGCCAGUAG
Aspergillus tanneri is the source of this 1599-nucleotide messenger RNA. RefSeq names its product MDR family MFS transporter. Gene Ontology annotation, molecular function: transmembrane transporter activity. The transcript is spliced from 9 exons. The record is from RefSeq and is a predicted model, not a curated record. Bases 1 to 1599 code for a protein of 532 amino acids. Lineage: Eukaryota; Fungi; Ascomycota; Eurotiomycetes; Eurotiales; Aspergillaceae. Gene Ontology annotation, biological process: transmembrane transport.